AUGUUUUUCGACAUACUAGCCGUGUUUGUUGUUUCACUUAUUUCAUCAUUGUUUAUAUGUUCCACAUCUGUGAACGGCCUCCCAUUAUCAUCAGCAAAACUUCAUUACAUCCAUAAUUCUCCAUCUGCUGAUUUGUCUAGUUCACUCAGGCUCUUAAAGCAUCGAUCAGUGCCGAGUGUUGAUUAUGAUUCAAAUCGUGAUGAUUUUGAAAUGUUCUUUGGCGACAGUAACGAAAACGACGAUUCAUCAUUAUCUUAUAUUGAUCGAUUCAAUGAGCCAUUGGAAUCGUAUCCUCAAUCAUCAUCAUCGCCAUCAUUGGAGUUUUUACCUAGAAAAUUGUUAUUAUUACAAAAACAAAAACGAUCAUCACAAUUAUCACCGAAAACACACUUCAAUUUUAAUAGAGCUUCUAACGAUUUGGCUGGUGCAUCUCAUACAGAUAACGCUGCUGUUGCAAGUGAAUUAAACGAUUCGAUACGUUUAUCGGCUUCACUCAAAAACUUGAUUCAAACAAAUCCGUUUGCACGUGCUUGGCUUACAUUGCUUCUGCAAAAACUUACGCAAGAACAACCGAUGCCAUCUAUUUUCAAGUAUGGUCGACGUCGCAAAUAA
Rotaria socialis is the source of this 612-nucleotide messenger RNA. The record is from the annotation of a GenBank genome assembly. NCBI's taxonomy places the organism in Eukaryota, Metazoa, Rotifera, Eurotatoria, Philodinida, Philodinidae.